AGUCUUGGGAAGAUAUUUAUCAAAAUGUGCAUUUUACAAAUGUUUUGCAAUAUUCCCCAUUCACUUUAAAGAGAACUCUGAUGUUUUGCCCUCAACAUGCGCAGUACGGGCUUACUUCCGAGACUACACAAGCGUAGCUGAAGGCGUGUUUGCCUGUCUCGUUAAAUAUGCACGUCUACGGCAGAGAGUCAUGCGCUCACGGUGUACAGAUUAGUUAACUUAGUUACACCAUACUCAUCACACAACAUAUUGAAUAUUUUGAUUCUAAACAGACUGUAUGAAUGAUUUUGGAUGGACUCAUUUGUGACCCAGACAAAGAAACGCAGUGAGUGGAGUAUUCAUUGGGAGAAAGAGCAUCACUGCAAAAAGUUUAAAGCUUGUGAUGAAGAGGAAGGAGAGGAAGAGGAGAGCUCUAUUGAAGAAGAGUUCUCUCACCCUCUCCCUUGGAAGAAGAUUGAAGCAGAGGGACUGGACUGUGACUACGCACAGCUUUUUCCAAAAGAUGAAGCAGACAGGCUUUUUAAACAACUGGAGGAAGAGGUGGAGUAUUUCACAGAUGAGAUGGCUCAGGUUCGUGUGUUUGGGAAGCUCCACAGUGUUCCUAGGAAGCAGGCCACUUACGGGGACCCAGGCCUGAUGUACACUUACUCUGGGGUACAUCAUCUGGCUAGGCCAUGGACCCCCACUCUGGAGUACAUACAUGGGGCAGUCACCAAGGCCACCGGACGCACCUUCAACUUUGUCCUUGUAAACAGGUACAAAGACGGCAGCGAUCACAUAGGCGAGCACCGCGACGACGAGAAGGACCUGGACCCCGGCUUCCCCAUCGCCUCCGUGUCCCUGGGGGCGGCCCGGGACUUCGUGUUCCGGCACGGGGAGGCCCGCGGCCGAAACGCGCGGCGCCAGGUCGACCCGGUGCGGCUGGAGCUGGCCCACGGCAGCCUGCUGCUCAUGAACCCGCCCACCAACCAGCACUGGUACCACAGCCUGCCGGCCCGCAGGAGGGUCCUCACCCCGCGCAUCAACCUCACCUUUCGACACAUCAUCAGUCCGCAAGCACCGGGACCUUCCCAACGACCGAGACCUUCCCAGAAACUGGGACCUUCCCAGUGAGAGACCUUGCCUGUGACUGAGACCUUCCCAGAAACUGUCAUCUUCCCUGGAACUGGGACCUUCCCAGUGACUGAGACUUUCCUAGUGACUGAGACCUUCCCAGGAACUGGGACCUUCCCAGUGACUGAGACUUUCCUGUCAUGUCAUGGGUUUGAAUUAUUGAUGCACUUGUAAAUACAAUUCACCAAGUAGAAAUGUUUAAUAAAUAUUAAAAGGUACCAUUUGGCACAACAGUUAAGGCUAAGUAAGGACAUCUCCACACAUAUGCUUUUGUACUUUUAUUAAUAACUUUAUUUUCAUCAUUUUCAUCUAUGAAAACAGUCAAAAUACACCUGCCAUUGUGACAGAUCACACAAAAUAUAUAUAUAUAUAUAUUAAAAACACAGUAGUGCAAUUGGCUUGCUAGACAGUUAUAUGCAGGAGAAUUUCUCUUGUUUUAGGAUAAUACUGAAAGGAUGAAAACAGUGGGCAGUAUUUCUACAUUCAGGAAGUAGUGCGUUAAAUACUGUGGAAAAAACACUGAUCAGCAAGGGACUUGAUGUUCAUUCUAUGCUAGAUCAACUUCACGCAAAUUUGGCAAAAUUUGACUACACUUCAAUCACCUGGGACUGAACGAAUAAAAAAAUAAUUUUUUUUUAUUUUUUAAAGAUUUUCAUCAAGGACUGACUGGCUUCAGACUGGUCACACAAGGUAUUCCGGAUGCAAUCACGUUCUCUUUGAACGGUGAAAUGAUUAUCUUUCCGAUGAAAACGCAACGAUGACGACAGUUUUAUCACACACAAACAGCACAGGCAGCUGAGGUGCACAGGCAGGACAGGCAGGCUCACAGGAAGAGGAGUCGAUCACUUCCUGUACAGCGUGGACUACAAUCAUGGAGGAAUCACGACACUUGUUCACCAGGCGGAGAUAAACAUUGUCCCGCAGACACACCACUAGAGGCAAAGAGGAAUUUUUUUUUUCGGUCUGUUUGAAAGGCUCUGGCCUCCUCCUCGGACACGAUCACAGCGAGACCUUCAUUUCUCGAGCCCUCCGUGUAACUGUGGCCGAGCAUUAUGGGUAAUAUCUGUCGUGACUCAGCUACGUGAAAUUCAUGGCGAGAAACCCUCCCCGUUUGCAAUCGAGUGACGCAUUUAGCUGUCUUGCGCUUGAGUGCAGUACAUUAUUCCUGCUCUUUUGAGAAAAAAUUAAUACUAGUGUACCUGAUGUAGUGAUCAAUUCAGAGAAGGAAAUCAUUUAUAA
This is a messenger RNA of Anguilla anguilla (European eel), 2352 nucleotides long. RefSeq names its product alkB homolog 2, alpha-ketoglutarate dependent dioxygenase (gene alkbh2). The transcript is spliced from 4 exons. Gene Ontology annotation, biological process: DNA repair. Lineage: Eukaryota; Metazoa; Chordata; Actinopteri; Anguilliformes; Anguillidae. Bases 292 to 1113 code for a protein of 273 amino acids. The record is from RefSeq and is a predicted model, not a curated record.